AUGUCUCUCGAACAACUCACUACAGAACUUACGUCACAUUUCAAUCGGGAUGAUUACGCCACUUGCGCAAAGCUUCUUACUCCAAUUAGAAUCGCACUUAUAGAGAACGGACUUUUGGUUCCUAGAUCCAACUCGAGAGUCAACCCCAAUGACAUGGUGAUAACCAGAUCGAUCCUUGAGAUUGGUGCUCUUGUUUCUAUCAACACAUCGAAUUCUCAAGAGUUCUCCAAUUACAUUACCCUGCUCCGUCCAUUUUAUACACUCGACGAGGGAACUAUACCGGAGUCUAACAAUAGAAACAAGCUUCUCAGUCUUUACUUACUUCUCUUGUUGACAAAGGGAGAUUUGGCCCUAUUCCAUAUUGAAUUGGAGAAGUUUCAGAACUUUGGAAAAUCUGUGGAUCAACUCGAAGAGGAUGAAUACCUCAGUAUUCCUAUUAAAUUCGAGAAAUGGAUUAUCGAUGGAGACUUCAAUAAGGUCUACGACACUCUUUCAUCGAAGCACAAGUUCCCUUGUAAAGAGUUCAAUCUCUUCGAACCAGAUUUAUUGAAUUCCAUCAGGGUCAACAUUUCGGAGAACUUGGAAAGUGCCUACUCUAGCCUCCCAUUGGAGAACUUGAAGAUGCUCUUGUUUCUCAAGACCAACGAUGAGACCAGAGAGUUUCUAAAGGGAUUUAAUUGGUCUCUAGCGAAUGGCAUUGUUUACUUCAACAGAAAUCCUAACGAACUGCAGGAAGAAAUCACUGACGAGAAGCUGAUAAUAAGAAAUGCAUUGGGUUACGCUAAAGAGAUGGAGAGUAUUAUCUAA
This is a messenger RNA of Brettanomyces nanus, 807 nucleotides long. RefSeq lists its product as uncharacterized. Bases 1 to 807 code for a protein of 268 amino acids. Gene Ontology annotation, biological process: proteasome-mediated ubiquitin-dependent protein catabolic process. The record is from RefSeq and is a predicted model, not a curated record. Gene Ontology annotation, cellular component: proteasome regulatory particle, lid subcomplex; proteasome regulatory particle; nucleus. Lineage: Eukaryota; Fungi; Ascomycota; Pichiomycetes; Pichiales; Pichiaceae. The transcript has a single exon.